Messenger RNA from Coregonus sp. 'balchen', 13622 nucleotides. NCBI's taxonomy places the organism in Eukaryota, Metazoa, Chordata, Actinopteri, Salmoniformes, Salmonidae. The record is from the annotation of a GenBank genome assembly.
AUGGCGGAGACUCGUGUCAUUCCAAGUGGGAAAGUCUACCGCCAGAUGUUUGACGCCCAGGUAGGCUAUAGGUUGUUUAUUGAUAUCAAAUGCUAAAUGUGAUUUCCUCUUUAAAACGUUUCGUACUGUCUAUGUUGUUGCACGUUAAAGCAUGGCAUCAAUUUUAUCCUCAGGUUCAGCUGUCAAGGUCUCUACAUGAUACUCGGAGGAAACGUGAGACUAAUGAAGGAUUCUUACCAAGGGACAACCCUCCACUUAGUAGGGACACAGACACUGGUCUGCAGCAGCGGAUUAGAGCUCAUCAGGCUGAAACCCACCAAUGCUCAGAGGAAAUGGCUGUUAGGUACAGGCACUGUGGAAUACAAAUUGCAUCCUUCUUGCAUACUCAGAACACAUUCCCCACUGGGCACAGACGUAAAUUCAACGUCUAUUCCACGUUGGUUCAACAUAAUUUCAUUUAAAUUACAUUGAAACAACAAAUCAAAUCAAAUCACAUUUUAUUGCUCACAUACACGUGUUUAGCAGAUGUUAUUGCGGGUGUAGUGAAAUUCUUGUGCAGUGCAGUAAUAUCUAACAAGUAAUAUCAAACAAUUGCACAUUGAUUCAACCAGUGUGUGCCCAGUGGGUCAUCGCUUAUUGUCAUUAUGCAAUAUGCAUGUACUUUUGAAGGGGGUGUCUGAGUCUAUCUGACCCUGUUUGACACCACAGGGACCAACUGUUCUCAGGCAUCAAGCAUUGCCAGACGAGUGAGGAGCAGCUUGUUGAGGAGGAGAUCCGUGGACUACCUGACCAUGUUGGCAAGUAGCACACUAAAGUUUUGCGAGCUUAAACAUUGUAAGGGUGAGGAGCAGCUUGUUGAGGAGGAGAUCCGGGGACUACCUGACCAUGUUGGCAAGUAGCACACUAACGUUUUUCGAGCUGUUUAAACUUGCCAACAUGGUCAGGUAGUCCACGGAUCUCCUCCUCAACAAGCUGCUCCUCACUCGUGAUGAGUGAUGGUAGGUGAAUGCAGACUUGUGCUUGUUUUGCCUGAGGUUAUUGAUCCAUUCCAUCUUAUCUCCGCAGUGGCAGAAAAACCAGGCUCAGACAUCAUUGACCGCCUGAUGGAGAAAAAGCAGAGGAACCACCUAGAGGCUAUGGCAGAGUUGCACAGGGACCUUUCUGUGCUCAGUGUGGUAGGCACCUCAUAUUCACUACAGUACCAAGUUUGAAUUUAUAUAUUGAAGCAGUCAUAGGCAUAGUAUAAUUUAAAAACAAGUUUAUUAGUUACUUGAAGUUAGUACAAUACAAUUUUGAGGUAUUUUAUAAUAUUUAUAAUUGUAGUAGUUUAGAAGUGACACAAUGCCUUAUUGCUCGCAGGAGUAUGAGACAUUAUUCAGGCAAACUGGGCAAGAGGUGCUGCACCAACUCUCAGUGUACGAUGGCAAUGUGGAGAGACAAAUGCAGAGGAUUGAAAAUAUUUCUGAUUUGGAGAAGUUCACCUUACAGGUCAGAAUAGCCUUAAAUGGCUUCUCUUUACAUGGCAUCAAUACAAUAAAUAACCAGCAACAAUAAUUUGAAUUAUCACAACUUCUCUUACAGGAACUUCAUGAGUUCUGGGAUACAGUGAAACAAGAGUCAGUGAUGAGGAGGAAGUGGAUCAAGGAUCUGGAUGAUACACUGGCUAAGUAUGAGUCUGACAGAACAGCCAUGGUGAGUCUUAUACAACAGUACUAUAAAUAUUCACUAUGGAAGUUACUUGAUAUUGUUCUUGACAUUGUUCUAUUGGUGUCCAGAUUGCAGCAUUGCUGAGAAAAUACACAGGGAAACUGGAAAAAAUCUGCUACGUAAUGCCCUCGGAUAUCCACCGACUGAUCAAUAGAGAAGCCAUGGUAGGAUGUUCUUGGUGCAUUAUCAUCAAGGUAGUGUAGAAAUGACACUAACUGCAGUGCAUGGAGACACUCAUGUCGCCUCCCUCUGCAGAUGAUAAACCAGGCUAUUCUGGCAAAUAGACGAGCAGUGGCCAAGCUCUACCUGAACCUGAUGGAGAAUGAUCUACAGAAGCAGGUAUUCCACCGACUCAGAUGGGAGGACAAGCUGCAAGACUGGAAGAGGUUUAAGGUCCUUGGUGUGGUCAGCAGGUUCAAGUAGGUUGUUUCUUCAGUGUUCAACAAAUUAAUUCAUCUCUUCCGUGGAAAAUCUAGUAGGCUAUUCUCUGGCUUUAACUUUGACUACCAAAAAAGUCUGCGUCCUUAUAUUUUAGUUGUGGUAUUUAGUGUUGUUAUAAUUGCUGGUUAACUUCUAAAUCCCAUCAACCUUUUGCCAUUAGAGAUUUCAUGGGAAGCCCUCCAAUCCAGUGUCCCAAGGACGUACAAGCUAUUCUGGACACCAUGCGUGCAGCACAGCAAUCUUUUCGAGAAAGACGCAUCAAAAUUCUUCAGUCACUCACGUAAGUGAGCAGGCAAUAUCCACUUUUUGUGGGACAAGUCAGUGUGUCACACUUAGGGAUACAUUAGACAGAAAUGACGACAACGAUUGAUUCGUUGUGUGUGGGUUUAUUUGUAGUGCCAUGAUACCUCCAAGAUGUUCAAAGACUCUAAUCACUGAGUGGUAUAACUCUUUGUCAUCUGUCAACGAGCAAAUUGGUGAGCAAAUCCUUGUUCUAUACUAUCUUAUACUGUCUUAUACUGUUCUAUACUGUCUUAUACUGUUCUAUACUGUUCUAUACUGUCUUAUACUGUUCUAUACUGUCUUAUACUGUUCUAUACUGUCUUAUACUGUCUUAUACUGUUCUAUACUGUCUUAUACUGUUCUAUACUGUCUUACUAUUAUGUUUAUAUGCAAGUUUUGUGUUUUACAUUUCUAUGUUUCCUCAGAUUGUAUGCACAUUGAUUCAAUGAGGAAGCUACAUUCCUAUUAUGAAAAUACCUGGCAAGAAUGCCUAACUGAGGUAGAACAAGUCAAGGUACAUAUCAGUCAUGCUUUUCUUUUCCACCUUUUAGAUCAUCUUAUUUAAAGCCCAUCUAGGGACUGAUUCUGGAAAUUAGCACAAGCUAAAGCAUGAUGGUGCAAUGCACCUGACUCUUGAUCAUUCAUUGUGUCAAUGUUUUAAUUGUAAAUUAUUAUUAUAUUAUCUUUGAAUUAUAAAUAUUUCUCAUUUAAUUUCCAUGUCAAAGUCACAUUUUCCUUUUCAUUUGUUUACUUAGAAAGAGAUUACUACAUAUGGGGUUUCUCCAGAAGAGAUCCAGGACAUUGUUAAUGCUGAGUUCCUGCCUCUGAUUGGGAAAUGCCAGAGCCAGACCGAGGAGCGCCAUGCCGCCAUGGAUGUAAGUCCUGGGAAAAGAGAAAGUCAACAACAGCAGUGUAAUUUUCAUUCAUCCUGUUAAAGGUUGGUGUUCCAUAAUGCCCUGACUUUCCGUCUCUUACCCCAGAGAGCGUUUGAGUCUUUGGCCAAGAGAGCUGCUGUGCUAAGUAAGUCCCUUUUCAAAUUCACACGUGGGGCAUCUCACCUGUGGGAGGUGCACAGUGCUGGGCUGCAGAGGAGGGAGCAGCAGCUGCAGGACCAGCUGGACGAGGUGCGCUACAGUCAGGAGCAUGAAAUCCAGGUGAGCCUCACUCCCAGUCCCCACCACCAGCCCCCCCAGCACUGCCCUGUCACCAGAAGGACCAAUGAUACUGAUAGCAGAACAAGGUCCCCUGAUAACUCCCACUGGUGUCUGUUUUCCAGAAGAAGGAGGCUCAUCUCGAUGUUAUAUUGGACAGACUGAGACAGGAGAGCACUGAAGAGGCACUCAAAAUCACGCUGGAGAAGACUCUACACUCCCUGGAUGAAAUAAAACUUGUGUAGGCUACUAUUGGUUGUUUUUCCAGAAAUAUAAUAGUAUUUCUCUACAGAAGGAGUUUUUUCCUAUCCUGGUCCCAGUACUGUAUGUGCUAUGUAGCCAACCUCACAUACAGGAUAGGCGUUUCCUAUAGCUGUUGUAUGAUUUCCCUAGAUACAUGCACUCCUACAAAGAAGAGGUGGACACAGUGGAGAGUUAUCCUGCCAUGGUCUUGGAGGAGCUGCACUCUUACAGCUCUGCUGUCAGUCGAUUCUUCAACGUCAAGGAGAUAUAUACUGGUAGUCAGGUACGGAUUUAAGAUGUAAAGCAAGCCACUAUUACUAUAAAGAUUAGCCUUGUACAGACGAUUUCUUCAUCACGUUAAGGGUCUGUCCUUUAACCACAGGACUCGGAGGAACUUCGCUCUCUUUAUCCUGUCAUAAACCUUGGUGAGUUGGAUAUUGUCCUUUAGCAGCAGUCGCUUUCAAUGGUGUGACAUUGCUUCAGGAUCCUAUGUAUGAGUGGACAUUUGUGUGAUGGUGGAUCAAUAGAUUUAACUGGGAGGGCCAGUGUGAAGAGGACAAGACAGAUCACUGCACAGGGAAGGAAACGUUGUCCGGGAGGAUUCCAGAAAAGUCCAAAUCCAGCACAUUCAUCCUUUGAUGAAUUUGACACUGAGGUACAAAUCCAUGCAAAAACACACACUUUUAUUUUACCAUGGCAGUGUAGGCAUGAAAUAUAAAUUGUUUGUCCUUGCUGUAGGAUGACAUUGAUUCCCAUCGGGAGUUUCUUGACUCUCAGUCCAGUGAGACAUUCUGCACCUCUAAAGGCAAUGUGUACAACGGCCAGAGCUUUGUCUCGGACACGGAGCAGGAUUCCAUUCCAUCUGAGAUGGAGUUGGUUGUGUUCCCCAGAAGUCUCCUUGCGGAUCUACAAAAAGAGUACAGGCCUGGAUAAAACAAUUUAUCUGUAGUACAAGUCAUUAUUUACUGUUGAAGGAGAGCCUCUUUCUGAACAAUGGUCCUCUUUCCUUUUAGUAUACGUCUGUUGUUUUUCAAUCACCUCGAAGAGAGAUAUCAGACGGCUCUGACCAACACUAUGAAUAUUGUGGCAGCCAAGAAGGAGGCGCUGAAGUCGGAGCAGGAUCUCCGACUGCACCUCCACCAACCACGGGCUAAGAGAAUCGAGGUGGACAUCCACAAUGUCCGUGCUGGUGAGAAGAUUAACCCUCCACUCAAAAUAAACAGUCCUCACCGUAGUUUAUUGUAAAUGAAUUUACAUUUGUCUGUCUGUCUGCCCUAUUUAGCGGAACUGGUACUGCACAGAGAUCGUGUGGAUAGGCACUGUAAAGGCAUCUUGCAGGCCCUUGGCAACUGCCGAACGGACUUCCACGAACUCCAGAUUCGACAGCACAAACUGACUGAGGACUUCAGAUCCCAGAUUUACAGCAUGGAGGAUGUCUUUACCUAUGCCACCAAGUCAGACGUGUAAGGACAUUUGUGGUUAUCUAACAGAACGUUUAGAACAUCCAGUUACGUGCGGUAAUGAUGACCCAUGUUGCUCUUUUUCUUCUUCUUUGUCAUUGCAUCACUGCUUGUCUCUGUCCUCAGGCUGGUUGGCCUAUGUGGUACCCUGCAAUCCAAUUUGGAGAGCCACAUGAACAUCAUUCAGGCAUCACAGAGAAACUUCAGACAGACUCUGGAGUCCAAGCUGGAUGGCCUAAGAGAGACCAACGUCCAGUUAAUCAAAUCCUUUAAGUAUGAGUUGUUCCUCUAUCCUGAGUUGUUCCUCUAUACUUUUGUAAUAGGGUGUCACAAAGUAUGGAUUAUUUGGUAAAAUAUGGCCUUUAUGCCUGCAGGCUGUUCUCAGAUGGAGGGAACUUCACACCCAAAGAGAUAGAGGCGCAUCACAAACGGAUUGAGAAAAUGGUUAAACGUAUCGACACCAAUGAUGAGGCCAUAAUGCUGGAUAUGGAGGGGACAGAGUCCAAGUGUCUGGAGCUGGUAUGAACUUUAACUAAGCCCAAAGGAAAGUCACAUUACAUGCAUUUGUUUUCAGCCAGAUUAUUUCAGUGUUACAUAUUUGUACUGAGCUUUGCCAUACCAAUGUUGCAUUUCCCCCUUAGGCGAAGGAUGUGAUAAACAGAUUUGAGGAGAAAUUCCACUUUUUGACAGUGGAUUUGAAGUUUCUGGAGAAAAUCCAAGGAAUGCUAACAAAUACACAGGUUCAGAUAAAAACGGAGGUACAUUAUUAUAUCUGGUCUGCCCGCCUCUCAUGAUGGCUCUCUUGUUUACCUUCUUGCAUCCCUCUCUUGCCAUUACUCAUAUCUUAACUUACACCCACAGGUCAAAAUGUGUCUGUUUCUCUUUUACAGGCAACAAAGAGUAACAUGCAAAAGAAGAAAAUCAACAGCCUCCUGACCGAGUUAAAAAGUAUGGUAGAUACUUGUGCCAGAAGCAGUCCAGAAAAGGUACUAAACUCAAUCAAAAUGUGUGCUGAUUGAUUUAUGUUUUUCUCUUGUAAAAGACUACUAGACAGAGCCUCACACGUUAUUUUUUUAUCUUUUUUUGUUUUCGCAUUAAUAACAGCAUAUUUGUACUAAUUGUCCUAAUAUACGUUCAUUCAUUUUCCCUCUUGUAGACAGUGACGACAGAUUAUGUUUUCACCUUUACAUGGUCUAUAAUAGAGGAAUUGAGGGCACGAUGCCAUUAUCUUGAAUGCUUUUUGGUAAGUCUGUUGCAAUGGAUUUAAACUCUUAUAUAUAAACAUACAUAAAGACAGCUUACCCAAAAACACAUUGUUGUAUGAGAAAUGGACUGUAGCGGAUUUUACUAUGUUGUUGUUGAUCCAUAGUUUUUAUUGUUGCAUUGACAAUGACUGAGGUCCAGCUAGGGUUCAAUGCAGUGUGUUUUGUGUGCAGAACCCUUCCAUGGCAGUCCUGAUGCCUGAAUGCCCUCUCCAGGGGCCCUUUGCUGUAGCGGCACGCCCCAAGUCCCGCAAGUCAGCCAGCCCUGCCACGGACGGCCUGCUCCAGCCCAGCCGCAUGGGGGUGUCCUUCAUGGAUGAUGUGGCCGUGGGGGUCAUCAGGGGACUGCUGAGGUCAGAGAGAAGCUCACACAGCCUCUAAUAAUAAAAUCUGUAACUCUGUUUAUAAGGCCAUAGAGAAUCAUGUUCAUGCAGACAGUAUUAAUUUAUGAUAGUGGCUGUCAGAACUCCCUGGUCAAAGAGGAGAUGUAUUAAGUCCAAAUAUGGCCAAUUUAAUGACUGAUCUUUUACAUGAGAAAUGCAGUGAAAAGCAGAACUGACAUUCUCUGAUGAUUCCUCAGGCUAAGCAAGCCUAAAGUCACCCAGGAAGCCAAUUCAGAGUCGACAGAGAGGGUCUCAGCAGCAGUCACAGGUACCAGCCAUGUUGGCUUACAAUGAUGUCACCCACUUCAGAGGAAGAUGGAAUUCAAUCUAGCCAAUAAGAACUAGCCUGGUGCCCAGACUCUGAGCCAUAUUGCUGUUUGUACUUAGCUAUGCUAACGUACUAUGUGGUCUGUUUGGCUCCCAGGCUAGCCAAGAACAAAUGCAAAAAAAGUAAUACUGGUGGAAGUAAGAUGUAAUGUUUUGUCCCUCUGUGCUCUCUGUAGUCAGGUUGUCGUCUCCUAUUGGGCAGAGGUCAGGGGAUUCUGCCGAAUCUGUCAGUGCACAAAGGUCAGAGGGAACCUUUUCAUGUCGUUAUCACUGGGGCACAAUCAUGCAGAAAUCACUUGUAGUAACAGUAGAGUUACUGUAUAGCUUAUUAAUAGAUUAGUAUUGCUGGUCAGUUUACAUGGAGACCUAAGCACUCUCAUCUAUUUAUUUUAUAGUGUGAAGAGGUUUUCCAAACCCACUCGCUUUGACAAGAGAUUCCAGGUGUUUGGUCCCAAACCAGAGAUGCAUGGCGUGUGAGUAGUCCCUUAAAGCACAGCAGCAUGCCCUACUGAGAUCAAUGCUUUGCACAUCAAUACUGAUUUCAAUUCUCUCACUGCUGAAGAUAACAUCUGUCAUUCUUUCAGAACUGCCUUCAAAAGUUUGAUAAACGGCAUUCUUUGGAAGACCAAUGAUAUUCUUCUCCUGGUUGCUGAGGUAACAGCUCCUUCUUUAUAAUCUGCAGUUAAACCCAAUAUUGCCAUGUGUCUUUUGAUCCUAUGUUAUUUGUAGUAAGUCUAAUAUUCACAUUAUUCAAAAUCUUCCCAAUGUUAAUUGCCAGUAACACUAAUUUAAUUGUGUGUGGCGAUCAGGAGUUCUAUAAGAAGAAGGAACGCCGGCCUAUCACAAGGCCUCAGUACCUCCAGGAGACGUUUGAACAAUGUGCAGAGGAGAUGAACAAAAGGCUGCUCAUCUACCAGAGCCAAACUCAGGACUACCACAACAACUGUCUGCAAGGUUAGCAUGGACUUUUGCAUUUCCAUCGAUUGGAUACAGUUGAGGCACAUUUUGUAUUUCAAAGCACAUUUUCUCACCCUUCCUCUCCCUCCUGUCACGUGUUCCCUAACUUUGGAUAGAAUUCCGACAGCAGCUGAAGGACAUUGAGGAGUGUCUUUCCAAGGUGCCAGGGGUGCUGAUCUCUAACCUGGGAGAACAACACCUGGAGAGCCUGAGCCAAGACACGGACAACAUCCGUCAACAGCUAGGCAACAGUCUGGAGGAGAGCGAGGGGAGAAAGGUACUGUGGCCCUGUUUGAAUACUCUUCUUUCGGUCUUUCCUUGAGGAAAUCUCUGAUCUGACAAGGUAAGAUUGGUGAAAGCAAUAGAGUGGAAACCAUGGGCUGGAUUCAAUCCGCAUCGCCGAAGGUCCGCCUUCAAAUUUAAAGGCAAUUUCUGAUUGAGCCGACAUAUGCAGCAUUUACAGUGAAUGCAGUCUCUGCGACCGUGGGAACAUUGUCUUUAACUGUCAAUCGCGCUAUAUAGAAGACCUUCAGUGCGGAUUGAAUAGAGCCACAUGUCUUCAUCUAUUCACUCAUAAAUCAGUAAUUAUCUCAAGGGAGGAAAGAUGCAUUAUAAAAUAUAUUCCAACAGAGCCUAUGAAAGCACAUUGCUACACCUAAAGCUGGUAGGACUGGGGGUGGAAGUCAGUCAUACUAGUGAAUAUCCUGGUGUGGAAAGGCAUUCAUGUCUGUAACUUGUCCUUUCAGAAAAAGCACAGUGGCAAGCUGAGUGUGCGUCUGAGCCAUCCUGCUUGUGAGAAAGAGCUGGAGGCCUUGAAUCGUGCUGAAGAGGAGAGACAAAGAGAGCUGACCAAUGCCAUCACGAACACUCUGCAAGAGCUACAAGUAAGCACCGACCAUACAGUGCCUUGCAAAAGUAUUCAUCCCCCUUGGCGUUUUUCCUAUUUUGUUACAUUACAACCUGUAAUUUGUAGCUCAGUUGGUAGAGCAUGGCGUUUGCAACGCCAGGGUUGUGGGUUCGAUUCCCACGGGGGGUAUGAAAAAAUAAUAAUAAUAAAAAAUAAUGUAUGCACUCACUAACUAAGUCACUCUGGAUAAGAGCGUCUGCUAAAUGACUAAAAUGUAAAUGUAAUUUAAAUUGAUUUUAUUUGGAUUUCAUGUAAUGGACAUACACAAAAUAGUCCAAAUUGGUGAAGUGAAAUGAAAAAAAUAACUUGUUUCAAAAAAUUCGAAAAAAUAAAUAACGGAAAAGUGGUGCGUGCAUAUGUAUUCACCCCCUUUGCUAUGAAGCCCCUAAAUAAGAUCUGGUGCAACCAAUUACCUUCAGAAGUCACAUAAUUAGUUAAAUAAAGUCCACCUGUGUGCAAUCUAAGUGUCACAUGAUCUCUAACAUGAUCUCAGAAUAUAUACACCUGUUCUGAAAGGCCCCAGAGUCUGCAACACCACUAAGCAGGCGGCUCCACCAAACAAGCGGCACCAUGAAGACCAAGGAGCUCUCCAAACAGGUCAGGGACAAAGUUGUGGAGAAGUACAGAUCAGGGUUGGGUUAUAAAAAUAUAUCAGAAACUUUGAACAUCCCACGGAGCACCAUUAAAUCCAUUAUUAAAAAAUGGAAAGAAUAUGGCACCACAACAAACCUGCCAAGAGGGGGCCGCCCACCAAAACUCACGGACCAGGCAAGGAGGGCAUUAAUCAUAGAGGCAACAAAGAGAACAAAGAUAACCCUGAAGGAGCUGCAAAGCUCCACAGCGGAGAUUGGAGUAUCUGUCCAUAGGACCACUUUAAGCCGUACACUCCACAGAGCUGGGCUUUACGGAAGAGUGGCCAGAAAAAAGCCAUUGCUUUUUUAAAUAAGCAAACACGUUUGAUGUUCACCAAAAGGCAUGUGGGAGACUCCCCAAACAUAUCGAAGAAGGUACUCUGGUCAGAUGAGACAAAAAUUGAGCUUUUUGGCCAUCAAGGAAAAUGCUAUGUCUGGCGCAAACCCAACACCUCUCAUCACCCUGAGAACACCAAUGUUUUUCAUUGGCAGGGACUGGGAAACGGGUCAGAAUUGAAGGAAAGAUGGAUGGCGCUAAAUACAGGGACAUUCUUGAGGGAAACCUUUUUCAGUCUUCCAGAGAUCUGAGACUGGGAUAGAGGUUCACCUUCCAGCAGGACAAUGACCCUAAGCAUACUGCUAAAGCAACACUCGAGUGGUUUAAGGGGAAACAUUUAAAUGUCUUGGAAUGGCCUAGUCAAAGCCCAGACCUCAAUCCAAUUGAGAAUCUGUGGUAUGACUGAAAGAUUACUGUACACCAGCGGAACCCAUCCAAUUUGAAGGAGCUGGAGCAGUUUUGCCUUGAAGAAUGGGCAAAAAUCCCAGUGGCUAGAUGUGCCAAGCUUAUAGAGACAUACCCAAAGAGACUUGCAGCUGUAAUUGCUGCAAAAGUUGGCUCUACAAAGUAUUGACUUUGGGGGGGGUGAAUAGUUAUGCACACUCAAGUUCUCAGUUUUCUUGUCUUAUUUCUUGUUUGUUUCACCCCAAAAAAUAUUUUGCAUCUUCAAAGUGGUAGGCAUGUUGUGUAAAUCAAAUGAUACAAACCCCCCAAAAAAUCUAUUUUAAUUCCAGGUUGUAAGGCAACAAAAUAGGAAAAAUGCCAAGGGGGGUGAAUACUUUCGCAAGCCAGGAAAAAUGCCAAGGGGGGUGAAUACUUUCGCAAGCCACUGUAUCCACAUCUGUUUUCACCUCAUCAGCAGUAGGGAGUUGGCAGUUCGGUGGCUGUGAGUCUCAUGGAUGCACAUUAUUAUUCAUUUUGUGGAUUUCAGGCAUGUGUGAGGAAACAUGGGGAGGAGUUUGUGAGAGCACUCACCUCUCUGACAGAGAACCUGCUGUUCCAGAUGGACAACCUCCUGACCGUAGAUGAGGUCCAAGUUGGCCGUAAGUCUCCAUCCAUCCUCAUUUUACAUUUUAGUCAUUUAGCAGACGCUCUUAUCCAGAGGGACUUACAGGAGCAAUUAGGGUUAAGUGCCUUGCUCAAGGGCACAUCGACAGAUGUUUCACCUAUUCGGAUCGGGGACUAGAACCAGCGACCUUUCGGUUACUGGCACAACGCUCUUAACCACUAAGCUACCUGCCGUCCUCGCAAGCCUUGUUGAUUUAAAAGUGAAAAUAACAGCCUUCCGUUUGAUCUGAUCUGGAUUGUAGAAGCUGAAAUGAAGAGCGAAAAUGUCACCACUCUAAUUGGCCCAAAACAAGCUGGCACGCCGCUAAAGGAGAAGCAGAGAGGCAGCAGGUAAACACAGACAGGGAGUGAAAAGCACAAGAUGGUGGUACAGUAAAGACUGCAGUAAUAUUUUCAUAUAGUGCACCUCUUUUAUUAUUUGUUUAAAUAAAUAUGAUUAAUACAGUCCUAGAAAUGUAACCAUAUAUGACAUUUUAUGUGGUAGAACGUGGCCAGGAAUCUCUUACUUUGGAUCCAGUGCUGACGGUCCAGUGGAGCAACCAUGCAAGGAAACAGCCUCCAUCACCACUGCCAAGACCACCGUAGGCCACCUGAGAGCAGUGGAGGCCCGUGACUCUAUGUACCAGGUAGGAGGCUAAGUCAUUAACCUCAGACAUGUGAGCAGACAUACUGUGAGGGAAAAAAGUAUUUGAUCCUCUGCUGAUUUUGUACGUUUGCCCACUGACAAAGAAAUGAUCAGUCUAUAAUUUUAAUGGUUGGUUUAUUUGAACAGUGAGAGACAGAAUAACAACAACAAAAUCCAGAAAAACGCAUGUCAAAAAUGUUAUAAAUUGAUUUGCAUUUUAAGGAGGGAAAUAAGUAUUUGACCCCCUCUCAAUCAGAAAGAUUUCUGGCUCCCAGGUGUCUUUUAUACAGGUAACGAGCUGCGAUUAGGAGCACACUCUUAAAGGGAGUGCUCCUAAUCUCAGUUUGUUACCUGUAUAAAAGAUACCUGUCCACAGAAGCAAUCAAUCAAUCAGAUUCCAAACUCUCCACCAUGGCCAAGACCAAAGAGCUCUCCAAGGAUGUCAGAGACAAGAUUGUAGACCUACACAAGGCUGGAAUGGGCUACAAAACCAUCGCCAAGCAGCUUGGUGAGAAGGUGACAACAGUUGUUGCGAUUAUUCGCAAAUGGAAGAAACACAAAAGAACUGUCAAUCUCCCUCUGCCUGGGGCUCCAUGCAAGAUCUCACCUCGUGGAGUUGCAAUGAUCAUGAGAACGGUGAGGAAUCAGCCCAGAACUACACGGGAGGAUCUUGUCAAUGAUCUCAAGGCAGCUGGGACCAUAGUCACCAAGAAAACAAUUGGUAACACACUACGCCGUGAAGGACUGAAAUCCUGCAGCGCCCGCAAGGUCCCCCUGCUCAAGAAAGCACACAUACAGGGCCAUCUGAAGUUUGCCAGUGAACAUCUGAAUGAUUCAGAGGAGAACUGGGUGAAAGUGUUGUGGUCAGAUGAGACCAGAAUCGAGCUCUUUGGCAUCAACUCAACUCGCCGUGUUUGGAGGAGGAGGAAUGCUGCCUAUGACCCCAAGAACACCAUCCCCACCGUCAAACAUGAAGGUGGAAACAUUAUGCUUUGGGGGUGUUUUUCUGCUAAGGGGACGGGACAACUUCACCGCAUCAAAGGGACGAUAGACGGGGCCAUGUACUGUCAAAUCUUGGGUGAGAACCUCCUUCCCUCAGCCAGGGCAUUGAAAAUGGGUCGUGGAUGGGUAUUCCAGUAUGACAAUGAGUGGCUCAAGAAGAAGCACAUUAAGGUCCUGGAGUGGCCUAGCCAGUCUCCAGACCUUAAUCCCAUAGAAAAUCUGUGGAGGGAGCUGAAGGUUUGAGUUGCCAAACGUCAACCUCGAAACCUUAAUGACUUGGAGAAGAUCUGCAAAGAGGAGUGGAACAAAAUCCCUCCUGAGAUGUGUGCAAACCUGGUGGCCAACUACAAGAAACGUCUGACCUCUGUGAUUGCCAACAAGGGUUUUGCCACCAAGUACUAAGUGGGGUCAAAUACUUAUUUCCCUCAUUAAAAUGCAAAUCAAUUAAUAACAUUUUUGACAUGCGUUUUUCUGGAUUUUUUUGUUGUUAUUCUGUCUCUCACUGUUCAAAUAAACCUACCAUUAAAAUUAUAGACUGAUCAUGUCUUUGUCAGUGGGCAAACGUACAAAAUCAGCAGGGGAUCAAAUACUUUUUCCCCUCACUGUACACAGAGGCUAGCUAUAAUACAUAGAAUUACAUAUUAGAAUGUUCAAUUAAAUAGGAUGUCUGUUGUAAUAUGUGUGUUUGGUUUGGGGCCCACAGCACUAUGAGCAGCGGUACAGGGAGGAGCUGGGCCGGGCCAUGCAGGAGAGCCAUGUCCAGAGGACGGAGGUGCAGUGCUGGGAGGAACACUGGAGAGGUUUACUGAACACUCUGACCCAGCUCAACGCUGAGUGA